This is a messenger RNA of Erythranthe guttata (spotted monkey flower), 1231 nucleotides long. Its product is annotated as syntaxin-121. Gene Ontology annotation, biological process: intracellular protein transport; vesicle fusion; exocytosis. Gene Ontology annotation, molecular function: SNAP receptor activity; SNARE binding. Gene Ontology annotation, cellular component: SNARE complex; endomembrane system; plasma membrane. NCBI's taxonomy places the organism in Eukaryota, Viridiplantae, Streptophyta, Magnoliopsida, Lamiales, Phrymaceae. The record is from RefSeq and is a predicted model, not a curated record.
CACAAAUUAAACAACUCAAAAAAAAAAAAAAAAAAAAAAAAAGAAUGAACGAUUUAUUCUCGGCCGGAUCUUUCUCCCGUUACCGGGAUCAAGAUUCCCACAGCAUAGAGAUGACAACCGGCGGCGUCAACCUCGACCGGUUCUUCGAAGACGUCGAGUCAAUCAAAGAAGAGCUCACAAACCUCGAAACCCUCUACACAAACCUCAACGCCGCCCACGAGCAGAGCAAAACCCUCCACAACGCCGCCGCCGUCAAAAGCCUCCGCUCCAAAAUGGACGCCGACGUCGCCGCAUCCCUAAAAAAAGCCAAGCUCGUCAAGGUCAAACUCGAAGCCCUGGACCGGUCCAACGCAGCCAACCGCAGCGUCCCGGGCUGCGGCCCUGGAAGCUCCUCCGACCGGACCCGCACCUCCGUAGUCAACGGCCUGAGAAAAAAACUCCACGACGCAAUGAAUCGGUUCAACGACCUCCGCCAGAAGAUGGGGUCGGAGUACAGGGAAACAGUCCAGAGAAGAUACUACACAGUCACCGGAGAAAACCCCGACGAGAAACUUCUGGACAGCCUGAUCGAGACCGGGGAGAGCGAGAAUUUUCUGCAGAAGGCGAUACAGGAGCAGGGGAGAGGGCAGGUGAUGGACACUGUAAUGGAGAUUCAAGAAAGGCACGAUGCGGUGAAGGAGAUGGAGAAGAAUCUGAUGGAGCUGCAUCAGGUGUUCUUGGAUAUGGCGGUUUUGGUGCAGAGCCAGGGCGAACAGCUGAAUGACAUUGAAGGACAGGUUAUGAGAGCUAAAUCGUUUGUAAGAGGUGGGACUGAGCAGCUUGUGAGUGCCAGAACUUUGCAGAAGAAUUCAAGGAAGUGGGCUUGUUUUGGUAUUGUUCUUGUUCUUGUUGUUAUUUUGAUUAUUGUUCUUUCUCUUCAGCCAUGGAAGAAAUGAAUUCAGCUUUUUACCUUCAUUUCUUCAAUCCUGGUCUUUUUUUUUUUUUUUUUUUUUUUUUGUGAUCAGUUUAAUUUUAAUUUUUUUUUAAGUUAUUGUGAGUUUUAUCUUAUUGGAUGUUGAGUAUUUAUUUCCUCGAUGAUUAGAUCAUCAUUAUAUUCUACUAUAAAUUAGUAAGAAUAUAAUUGGGGUGACAUUUUAUGUGUUUAAUACGAUUUUUUUUUUUUUUGUCAUUUUUAUGGAUGUAUAUGUAAGGGUAAAUUACGAAAGUCGAAAAAAUUCUCUCAUGUUUGAAU